Molecule: messenger RNA, 1166 nt
Organism: Cercospora beticola
Lineage: Eukaryota; Fungi; Ascomycota; Dothideomycetes; Mycosphaerellales; Mycosphaerellaceae
Gene: FMP52
Product: Fmp52p
Biological process (GO): import into nucleus
Cellular component (GO): cytoplasm
Source: RefSeq, a predicted model, not a curated record
CGUGCUUACGCCUGGAAAGCGAAAUCGAAACCAAUACCAACAUCGUAUACUCUGCCCGAAGAAUCUGAGCGCUCUCCCGAUCCUCGCAUCUCCACAUCAUUUAGUGUAUCCGAGGCACUCCAAGAAGCGAAGAAGCGAGGCGGGUGUAAUUCAAGGUCGAUCGGGAACGAUUGCGAUAAUGGCCACAGCAACAGUCUUCGGAUCCACAGGUGCCGUCGGUGGCCAGAUCCUGAGCACACUCCUGGGAAACGCGGCGUUCGGCUCGGUCAAGACGAUAUCGCGACGAGUGCCCCAGGAACAAUCAGCCAAGCUCGAAGCGAUCGAGGAGACCGAUUCAUCCAAAUGGGGAGAGCGAAUCUCAAGCCUCAACCCUAAACCAGAUGUUAUUUUCAAUGCUGUUGGCACAACCAAAGCCGCUGCCGGAGGAGUCGAAAACCAGAAGAAGAUUGACCAGGACCUAUGCAUAGAAAUCGCAAAAGCUGCCAAGGAGGCCGGCGUGAAGACAUAUGUCUUCAUCUCCAGUGCAGGCACAAGAGGGUUUUUGAGUGGCUACGUGCCAUACUCGAAGAUGAAAGUCGCAGUGGAAGAUGCUGUCAAAGAAUUAGACUUUGAACAGGCAAUCAUUCUCCGACCCGGCAUGAUCCUGGCACGUGAAAAGCCAAAAGCUCCGCUCGCAGAGAAGGUUGUGAGCAGUCUGCAUAUGAUAAGUCCAGCAUUUCAGGACAAAAUAGGCCAAGAUCAGAAGAUCAUCGGUAGAGCUGCUGUUGCGGCCGCCAAGCUCGCGCAGGAAGGCAAAGCACCUUCGAAGUAUUGGGUUUUGGAGCAAGCAGAUGUCGUAAAAUAUGGGCGAGAUGAAUGGAAAGAGUAAAGAGUCUGCAAUCGCGGCUCCCAGCAAGACUCGUUACUGCGGUAUGAAAGAUGCCCGCAACGUGUCAAAGCAGCUCCUGGAUUCAGAUGUGCACCCAAAUCGGAGGUCGUCGACGCCAUUGAGUGGAAGUACCACGAUAUCGACUGGUUUUGGCUUUGCACAAGCUAUGGUACUGCAACAUCACAAUAUUUUACGAAUUUGAAAGGGCUACCAUUUUACCACAUCACUCAUACUUCAAAUUUUCCUGUCCGCAUUACCUUCGAACUGUGCUUCGCCACGCAGAUCGCCAUUACCCAAC